AUGCACAAUUGGUCCGAUGGCGAGGUGCAAAGCACGUACCCGCUUGGCGACUACAAGGCUAAGUUUGGCACAGAUUACAACAACUUCCACCGCAUCGAUAUUCACAAACAACUCCUCAAGUCGGCCUUCGAGGCGCCUGGGGAGGGUCCAAAGUGCGAAUUGAACGUGAACUUCAAAGCCACCAAUGUGAAUGCAGAGGACGGUGUUAUCCAAUUUGAGAAUGGUGCUACAGCGUCAGCCGAUAUUAUUGUGGCCGCUGAUGGUAUCCGGUCUCUCACCCGAAACCAGAUCGGGAUCACACCAGACUUUGAGAUGUCCACCUCGUGCUGUUACCGAUGCAUUAUUGGAGCUGAUAAACUGCGGUCUCUUGGGUUGGAAGACUACAUCUCAAAUGAGGCCAUCGAGUACUGGGGCGGAAUCGGAAUCAACAAGAUUGUCAUGUCGCCCUGCAGCAACGGUGAAGUCGUGAGCUGUUACUGCUUCUAUCCAGCAUCCCACAAUAAUGUACGUGACGAUGGCUGGAACAUUAGCGCUUCGCCGCAGCAGUUGGUGGAUACCUUCCCAGAUCUCGAUCCGAGAAUGAAGACCCUAAUGCUAAAUGCCGAGGAUAUCAAGAUGUGGCGUUUGUAUAAGCACCAGCCCUAUCCUUACUGGGUGAAAGGUAAAGUUUGUCUGCUUGGUGAUGCCGCUCAUCCCAUGAUGCCCGAUCAAUCCCAGGGCUCUUGUAUGGCCUUCGAGGAUGCCGGGGCCCUGGGCCUUGUCUUUCACAAAAGCUUCAGGGAGGAGUAUGGGGCCUUGGAGGGACUUGCUCUUUACGAAAAGAUGCGGAAAGGGAGGGCUACGCGCGUACAGGAAGCGAGUUUUAGAGCUCGUGAGGAUAUCAACGAGCGGAUUGGUUGGAGCUCGUCUAUAGAUCGGCCAGGGAAGUUGACUAUUGAGGAGGUUUGCGGAUACAACAUGAGGGAUCAUUUGGCGGAGCUCGUUAGGGAGCGAGGGGAAGCUAGAAUGUGA
Penicillium egyptiacum is the source of this 1011-nucleotide messenger RNA. NCBI's taxonomy places the organism in Eukaryota, Fungi, Ascomycota, Eurotiomycetes, Eurotiales, Aspergillaceae. The record is from the annotation of a GenBank genome assembly.